AUGCCGGCGGCCUACGCUGACGGAAUAAGCGAGAUGACGGGGGCCGACCGGCCGAGCGCGCGGGUCAUCAGCGCCAACCUGGUGCUGCCGCCGUACAGGGGGCGCCGGCGCAACGUGGCCCACAAGACAGACAUGCUGACCUACAUCGGCCAGUUCUUCAACCACGACAUCGACUUGGCCAUGGACGCGCACGAGGCGGAGUGGGCGAACAUCACCAUACCCGAGGGCGACUUCCACUUCGAUCCCUUCGGCACGGGCUCGGAGACGAUGCCCUUCCAGCGGUCCGGGUACAACACCUCGAGGCCGGCGUCCGCCACCAGGGAGCAGGUGAACACCAUCACGUCUUACUUGGACGGAAGCGUGGUGUACGGCGAAUCCUUGGAGAAAGCCGACAAGCUCAGGGCCCAUUACAAGGGCAAGAUGUCGACCUUCAACGGCAUGCUCCCCACGAAUUUCAUGGGAGUCACGAUGGCCAACCCUGCUGGAGUAGAGAAGGACACGGAUCUGAGAGCGGCCGGCGAUGUUCGGGCCAACGUCAAUGCGGCCCUCCUGGCCAUUCAAACCCUCUUCAUCCGCGAGCACAACAGGCUUGCUGAGGAAAUCGAGGCCAAGAACCCCACCUGGACCGAUGAGCAGAUCUUCCGCGAGGCCCGCAAAUGGAACGUGGCCAUCAUGCAGGCCAUAUGUUUCUACGAGUACCUUCCCAUGCUGGGAUUCCAGGUGCCCCCCUACGCUGGCUACGACUCAAGCAUCAACGUGGGUAAGGAAACCAAGGAGCUGCGGUGA
Messenger RNA from Ostreobium quekettii, 786 nucleotides. The record is from the annotation of a GenBank genome assembly. Lineage: Eukaryota; Viridiplantae; Chlorophyta; Ulvophyceae; Bryopsidales; Ostreobiaceae.